CGGAUAAAGGGGAUAAAGGUGAAAGAAGGAAAGGAGGAGGUCAGCAGCGAGUGCCGGACUAUCAUCUAAUCAACACUCAUCUCAUCUCAUCUUAUCAGUCCAGCUCGCCGCCCCCCGAGUGCCGCAGUCUGUCAGGCAGGAGUGCCCUGGCCAGCUCGCGACACUCCCUGUCGGGGUCGUCGUCACACGCAUGCUCCAGAUGGCACACCAACCUGGCAAAUGGAGAGGAGUUAGGUAUGCGCAUGUGGAUGCGUGUGCGGGUGGUUGGUGUCUGCUUACUUGGUGACGUAUGGCUGAAGGGUGUUGUCUGCCCAUUGUGAGUGCUGGAUGGCCACCAGCAGCAAAGCACUCGCCAUCAGACACGCAUACCUGCACACACCCACACAGAGAGAGGGAGAAGGACACGUAGUGAGAAUAUCAGUCCCACGCACAAAGGCACACGUGCGAGUGCAGAUCUUCCUCACCUGACGUAUGGGUCUUUGUGUUGCCUGAGCGUCUCCACCACCUGGGCAGUGCCCUCCCACAUCUCUCUCAUCCUGCUGCACCCCUCACCCGCACACUCGACGAACAGCCCCAGCGUCCGCACAUAGGCUCCCAUCAGCUGGCCCUCCCCAGCCCACCCCCGCCGCUCGUCGCCGCGCAGCCCCUCCAUCUCACACACCACCCGACGGAACAUCACCGGGCCGCACUGCUCAUCGGCGAAGCGAUUGCGGGUGGCCGGCUGGGAGGGGGCCGAUCGACGUGUGAAGUAGCGGGUCUUAGGGCGAGGAGGGGGCGGCUUGGGGGGCUCCUGCUGCUUUGCUGGGGUGCAUGUGACAUCGGUGUGGGCACUGAGGCGUCUGGAUGGAGGACAUUGGUGGAGGAAAGAAGCUGUAUGCUCUUUGUCUUGACGUUGUGUUUUCUCUUGCUGUGUUCACUUGGCUGCUUGUUGGAGGGCGGCCAGGACGAAUAUCUUCUCACACAGUGUGGUGGAAUCCUUGCCAAGGCUCGAUGUGACGCGACUGACGACCGGGCAUACACACAGACACGCGCAGGUAUCACGCCCUCCCCAGUGUCUUGUGGCGACCAUCCCAUCGCUUACUUGAGAAUCUCCGCAUUGAAUCCCUUGUGUAACAGCGAGAUAAGUGCCUCCAUUCUGAGAGCAUCGACGACCCUCUCAUCCAUGCCGUGGUAGUCCGGCACAAACAGCAGCCGGUCCACGAGCGCCUUGCCGACGGUCGCCACCUCCCCGCCCUCGACGGCCCCAUCCCCCUCCCUCAGCAGCGUGGGGAUGGCCUUUAGGGCCGCCACCAGCCGCUGGCCCUUCUCGGCAGCCGUCAUGUCUCUGUCGUCGCGCACCUGCACCUUGCCCCGAUAGCCGCCAGCCCAUGAAUGCGGGCCGGUGCCCUUCAUCGGCCGGUGGAUGUCCGUCAGGAUGUCCACGCACUCGCGCAGAUACAGAGGGGGCCGGAUGGGCGAGAGGGCCGACAAAGCGGAGAGAAGCGCCGCGCUGAAGAGCGACACACGCACACACGGAGGGAGAUUAUCGCCGUAUUAGGCCUGGUCUGUUCGCCUACUCGUCCAUGUCGUCUUGCACGAUCUUCAGGUGCUUCUCUCUGGCUGCCGCGCCAUCCGUCCCCUCGAGGGCCAAUAGCUCAGACGACCGCCCACUGUUGAUGGGCUUCAGUGCUGGGAGUGACGCUAGGUAUGCAUCAUCCUCGUCCUGCUCCUCAUCACCAUCAGCAGCAGCAGCAGCGAUCGCCACACCAUUUGCCGUUGGACCUUUCUCGUCUCGCUUCCCAUUGACGCAUUCGCUCUCUUGCGUCGACGGCAUGGAUGGCGGUUCAGGGGCGGGCGUGACGUGCCGGCCGCUGGUUGCUGGGUGCGGGAGUGGGAGGUUGGCCAGGUUGAGUAUGAGGCCGAUGCCUGAGUUGUAGUCGAGCUCCUCGAACAGCACAGGGGGCUGUUGGUCAGCCGAUGGCGACACGGGGGCGCAGCGCAUGAAUGUGUCGCCCACCGCCAUACCCUGCAGCCUGCACACAUCGGACACAGAUCAGAUACACAUGCCCCAGUUGGUGUAUGUGUAUCUGUCGACCUUUGCGGCGUCACGCUGCAUGACAACCGUGCCCUCACGCCGUCCAUGAUCAUGCCACGCACCUGCAGCAACGACAAAAAUCACGUGAAGCCUGCCUGCAUUUAUGUCUGCAUGUGUGGCUCACAUCUGCGUCCAUGAGGGCAGCGACAGCCUCAGCACUCGCAGAGGGCGAUACCUGUGCGCCAUCCGGCUGCCCCUUGAUGAGCCCCUCCGCCGCCGUUCUCUCCAUGGAAACCCUCUCAGCGCACCAAUAAAGACACCGCCCAAGCAUGACCGUCAGCCGCACACACGACUCGCUGCCUCUCUCGCUCUCCUUGAUGCCACGCCAUGACCCCACGAGCUGGCGGAUGACCGUCUCCACCACGCUGCUGUCUUGUGCUGCCUGAGUGUGUGUGCAGAUGGUGUCGAUCAGCAGCAGCAGCAAGGGGAGCGACAGGGUGGAGGCGAGAGCACUGCUGCAGCCGAUGGCGGAUGAGAGGGUGAAGUGAGCCCAUGCGGGGCUGGCGAACAGCACACUAUCGACAAUCGCCGUGAUGCUCUCCCGCAGGAAGGGCUCCUUCUCUCCGUCGAUGGCGACACCGACAGCAUGGCCGACAGACCACUCCAUCUUCUCCACCUCCCUGAUGCCCUCAGGCCCCUCUCGCGACGUCUGCUCCGACGACGGCACGGCAACCAGACCCAUAAAGCGGGAAAGAGCCGACAUGAAGGCCAGGAGCAGCCGCUGGGCCGCCUGUGAGUCGACGGAUAGGCACGCAGCUGUGAUGAGAGGGGCGGACUGCCGGGUCACCAUCGCGUCAGCCAAUAUAUCAGCAUGGCCUCUGAUGACAAACCGCUGUGUAAGAGCGACAAGUGCAGCACACGGCUCCUUCCCGACAGCCGCUUCCCAUACGUGAGUGAUCGCCUUCGCCACACGAGCAUAAUAGCGUUCGCCGAGCGUGCCACGCGCCCGCCAAUCGUCGUCAGGGAUCGACAGCUGCUCGAUGAAGGCGCCGACGGCCAUCACUGCCGUCGCCAACUCAUCUCCAUCGCUCUCGCCGCUUCCACAUACAUCAUCAAGACACGAAGACGACACCAGUCUCAUGAUGAUCCGCCGCACGCCUUGCCGAGCCUUGUCAGUGAGAUGCUGAUCCUGCCGGGCAUGAAGCUGGCAGAAUGAGUGCAGGGCAUGCAGCUGCCAAGAGGCCGGGACUGACGACGGGAAGGCGCUGUCGAGGCGACCGUCGGUUGACUCCUCGGUGUGGUUGUUGGACGCGGGAGGGUGGAUGACGGAGUUGAGCAGAUCCAGCGUGGCGUGGCGGUAGGCGGCGAAUGAAGGAGAUGACGUGGAUGAAUCAACCGUAGGACGUGCGAUAGCGGGAGCCAUCCUGCUGCUGCCUACAGG
Messenger RNA from Vitrella brassicaformis, 3455 nucleotides. The record is from the annotation of a GenBank genome assembly. Lineage: Eukaryota; Vitrellaceae.